AUGAUGAACCUGACGCCUCUGCUGCUGCUGCUGCUCGUCGGCUCUCUGCAGCUGGUUUCUGGAUAUCCUUAUAGUGCUAAUUCAGGCAUCUGCUGUCAAAAUAUCACAACAAUAAGGAUUCCUCUACGCAGGAUCAUAUCUUACUAUUGGACUAGCAGUAACUGUCCGAUAAAAGCAGUGAUUUUCCAGAUGAAUGAUGGAAUGCAGAUCUGUGUGGAUCCUAAAGCUCCCUGGGUAAAGAAAAUGAAAAUCACACGAAAAUGGUGAAUCUUAAACAGAAAUCAUCAACAAACGGAACAACAUAAAACCCAGCGCCAGCUUAACACCCUUAAAACAGGACUGACUGUGUAAACUGAGUGUAAUAUAACAGUUUAUAACAUGAAUGUAUUUAAUAUUUAUUGUAAAUCAGUGGAAUUAAAUUCUUCAGGUCUGAUCUAUUUGUA
Molecule: messenger RNA, 443 nt
Organism: Trichomycterus rosablanca
Lineage: Eukaryota; Metazoa; Chordata; Actinopteri; Siluriformes; Trichomycteridae
Product: C-C motif chemokine 22-like
Exons: 3
Coding region: 1-267 (88 amino acids)
Biological process (GO): immune response
Cellular component (GO): extracellular region
Molecular function (GO): chemokine activity
Source: RefSeq, a predicted model, not a curated record